This is a messenger RNA of Oryzias melastigma (Indian medaka), 5892 nucleotides long. It is a transcript of the gene jak1, whose product is annotated as Janus kinase 1. Gene Ontology annotation, biological process: cell surface receptor signaling pathway via JAK-STAT; tyrosine phosphorylation of STAT protein; cytokine-mediated signaling pathway. The transcript has 25 exons. Bases 476 to 3997 code for a protein of 1173 amino acids. The record is from RefSeq and is a predicted model, not a curated record. Gene Ontology annotation, cellular component: cytoskeleton; membrane; cytosol. Gene Ontology annotation, molecular function: cytokine receptor binding; non-membrane spanning protein tyrosine kinase activity; ATP binding. Lineage: Eukaryota; Metazoa; Chordata; Actinopteri; Beloniformes; Adrianichthyidae.
AAAAUAAAAUAAAAUAAAAUAAAAUAAAAUAAAAUAAAAUAAAAUAAAAUGCAUCUUAUCUUUUGUCAUUUACAUUUUGGAAUCACUGAAAGUGUGUUGACCAGAGACAUAAAUGUGGACUGAGAGGGCUAGAUGACGUAUGAGUCACAUAUCAACAGCCAAUCAGCGACCGAGUUUUUUAGACACUACGCUGUUUUCGGGAAGGGGGACGGCACUUGUCAGGAAGCGUUAGCAGGAACAGAUGAGGGCUAAUUCUUCGCUUAGACUUGCCAACAUCGAGAAAAAAGCGGGGCUAACCUUCGCUUUUUUGUUCGGAUAAUUUCCUCCGGGAUUUUUUUCUCCCCUACAUCGAGGAAAAUACGACAACUAAGCAACUCAAAGGACGUCGAGAAAGGGAACCAACUCGGUGAAUACGUCUCAUGUUCUGAACGAAACGGAAGUUGCCAGCUGUCUGGCGAAGCUUGCUAGGAGCUUAAUGUCAACCACAGGCGUGAUGGAGUUGAGCAGGCAACUCUGUUUAAAGAUGAGGAAAAGUAAGAAGGUCCAGAUCCCAACCCUUCCUGCCUCAAGUUCAGGCUUGGAGAUUCACUUUUACAUGCAAAAUAUGAACCAACUGGAGUUCUUCAAAGGAUGCUACACCGCUGAGGAGUUAUGUGUGGAAGCUGCCAAGAGUUGUUCAAUCACUCCUUUGUGCCACAAUCUGUUUGCCCUGUACAAUGAAACGACUGGUGUUUGGUACCCUCCCAGCUACGAGUUCAAGAUCACAGAUGAAACCAAUCUCAAAUUACACUAUCGUAUGAGAUUUUAUUUCAGGAACUGGCACGGCACCGCUGAAGGAGAGUCGCCAGUCUGGAGACACUGCAUCAGUAAACUCAGAGGGCAGGGCAAUCAGAAGACUCCUGAGGGAACGCCUCUUUUUGAUGGGGGUUCUCUGGAUUACCUGUUUGCUCAGGCUCAGCAUGACUUUCAGACGGGAAUGGUUCCACUGAGAACCGUGCAGUCAGAGACCGAGCAGCACGAAAUAGAAAACGAGUGCUUAGGGAUGGCUGUGCUCGCCAUCACUCAUCACGCCCUGGCCACAAGUACCAGUCUGUCCGCCGUAUCUCGUGAUAUCAGUUACAAACAUUUCAUCCCAGAAUCACUGAACCGCAACAUUAAACAGCGCAACAUUUUGACUCGCGUCCGCAUCAACAACGUGUUCAAGAAAUUCCUUGGGGAUUUCAAUAAUGGAACAGUCCUGGAGAGCAACAUUACGACCUAUGACCUGAAGAUCAAGUACCUGGCUACACUGGAGGGCUUGACCAGUGGCCUUGGCAGUGAGCUAAUCGAGCCCAUCUCGCUCAGUGUAGUGCAGGAGGAAGAGGUCUGCAACGGUUACUAUGGGUACUAUAAUCAGAGUCAGGGGCAGACUCAGAGUCAGAACAUGCAGACAAGCUGUGACAUGCAGGUUCUUGUUACCGGCAUUACUGGCAUUUCCUGGAGGAAGAAACCGUUUAUUGAUUCGGUUGUGUCCAGAGAGAAAAAAAAGACUAAGAAGAACAAGCAGGACGUCAAACAGAAGAACGACAAGAAGACAGAAGCAAGCGAAGGCUGGGUGAUAUUCUGUGACUUCUACGAGAUCACACAUACGGUCAUCAAAGAUUGCACAGUCACCAUCAAAAGCCAGGACAACAAGAAGAUGGUGGUGGAAUUGGCUUCCAAGCCCGAGGCGCUGUCGUUUGCGGCCCUUGUGGAUGGGUACUUCAGGCUCACCGUAGAUGCCCAUCACUACCUUUGCAAGGAAGUUGCUCCAGCAUCUGUGGUGAACAACAUUAAAGAUGGCUGCCACGGUCCUAUCUGUACGGAGUACGCCAUUCAAAAGCUGCGUCAGGAAGGCAAUCAAGACGGGUCCUACGUGCUCCGCUGGAGUUGCACCAACUUUGAGUUCAUUAUCAUCACCGUCGUCUGUCAUGAGAUGGAUUUGAAGGAGUCUCGCCCUGUCCGCCAAUACAAGAACUUCCAGAUUGAGGUGGUCCCCAACGGCUUCCGCCUGCAUGGUACUGAUGCAUUUCAGCCAACCCUGAAGGAGCUGCUGGAGCAUCUGGAAGGCCAGACUCUUCGCACCGACAACCUCCAGUUCCAGCUGCUUCGCUGCUGCCCUCCACAGCCAAGAGAGGUUUCCAACCUCCUGGUGGUGACUAAAGAGAGAGCCAUCACGAAUCAGACACCAACUCAGGAGAGCCAGCUCAGCUUCAUUCGCAUUCUCAGGGAGGAUAUCGAACAGGAAGAGCAUCUUGGAACCGGCACAAAAACAAACAUCUACUCAGGCACCCUGAAGGUGAAGAGUGAGGAGGACGAAGAUGCCGGUUACACAUCCUUCCAGGAGGUCAAGGUGGUUCUGAAGGUGCUGGGCUCUGGACAUAGGGAUAUCUCAUUGGCUUUCUUUGAAACCGCCAGCAUGAUGAGACAAGUCUCUCACAAACACAUUGUGCUGCUUUAUGGAGUGUGCGUCCACCACCAGGAAAAUAUCAUGGUGGAGGAGUUUGUCCAACUCGGACCGCUGGAUAUAUUUAUGAAAAGACAGCAGAGUCUCAGUACUCCAUGGAAGUUCCAGGUGGCUAAACAGUUAGCCUCAGCUCUGAGCUACCUGGAGGAUAAAAAGCUCGUCCACGGCUUUGUGUGCGCCAAGAACAUUUUGCUGGCCAGAGAUGGACUGGAUACAGAUGAAGGAGGACCCUUCAUCAAGCUCAGUGACCCGGGAAUACCCAUUACAGUCCUCACCAGGGAGGAAUGUGUCCAUCGCAUCCCGUGGAUCGCUCCCGAAUGCGUGAAGAGCGCGUCGUCCCUAAGCGUGGCAGCAGACAAAUGGGGCUUCGGUACAACCCUGUGGGAGAUCUGCUACGACGGAGAAGUUCCCCUCAAACAGAAGAAACUUGCAGAGAAGGAGAGAUUUUACGAAACCGAGUGUCAGCUGGUCACUCCGGACUGCAUUGAGCUGGCCAAGCUCAUGACCGACUGCAUGAACUACGACCCCAAGAAGAGACCUUUCUUCAGAGCCAUCGUCAGAGAGCUGGACGAUCUUCUGCCAAAUCUACUUAUUACAAAACCUGUCGACCCGGGGGUGGACCCCACCAGGUUUGACAAGAGAUUCCUGAAGAAAAUCAGAGAUCUGGGAGAGGGACACUUUGGGAAGGUGGAGCUGUGCCGCUACGACCCGCGGGGAGACCGGACAGGAGAGUUUGUGGCGGUGAAGUCGCUGAAGCCCGAGAACAGGGAGGAGCAGAGCAGCGGCCUGUCCAAAGAAAUCGACAUCCUGAAGGCUCUGUACCACGAAAACAUCGUCAAAUACAAGGGCAUCUGCGAAGAAGAAGGGGGUCAGGCCAUCAAGCUGAUCAUGGAGUAUCUCCCCAUGGGAAGUCUGAAGGAGUAUCUACCCCGACACAAAAGCAAGACCAGCCUCAGCACGCUGCUCAGCUACUGCAUCCAGAUAUGCAAGGGAAUGGAGUAUUUGGGUUCCCGGAAUUACAUCCACAGAGACCUGGCAGCCCGAAACGUGCUGGUGGAAAAUGAGAGGACGGUGAAGAUCGGAGACUUCGGCCUGACGAAGAGCAUCAAAGACAACGAGGGCUAUUACAAAGUGCAGGACGAGCACGACAGCCCCGUGUUCUGGUACGCUCUGGAAUGUCUGACCACCUGCAAGUUUUACCUGGCCUCCGACGUCUGGUCCUUCGGAGUGACGAUGUACGAAAUCAUCACUUACUGCGACUCCACCAAGAGUCCGAUGACGCGCUUCUUUGAUAUGAUUGGUCGAAGUCACGGUCAGAUGACCAUCCUCCGACUGGUCAAGGUGUUGCAGGAGGGGAAGAGACUGCCGCGUCCUGAAGGCUGCUCUGAGGCGGUGUACGAGCUGAUGAGGAAGUGCUGGGAGCAGGUGCCCGAGAGGAGGAUCACCUUCAAGUGUCUGAUCGAGGAGCUGUCCGCCUUACAGCAGCAGCUGCAGCCCAACAUGGAGCUGUAGAGCUUCCUGAUUCACUCACCAACCUCCCAGAUCUGCUUGUGCAGCUCCUCAUUCCUCACUCUGCUGUCCCUUACAACCAACGAAGAGCGGAAAAAAAAAACAAACAAAGGGCCCCAAUCAUAACUAUCACUUUAGUUUAUAUUCAAUGUGCUUUUAUUUUUUUGUUUUUGUUCGUAGUACUUCAGCUCAGACGGAGGAGCGCGUGGAACUCUCCAUCUUCUAUGUGACCUGGGACUUUACAGGUAGCUCAGCUGUCAAACUUCUUACAAAGCUCUUUAAACCCACAAACUGUGUGGGCGGCGUGGACGCUCACGCUCUGACAUCACGCCGAAAACGAGGACGAAUGGACACAGAGGAGCCCGUUCAAAAAAACAAAAAAAGCGCGCUGCUUUUUCAUAGACUCCUACAUCCGGAGAGUUGCCUAAUCUGCCUUAUUUUUGUUUUAUUUUGAAAAUAUAAUCCAAACGUGGCCAUAUAUUGAUGUGUAUGUUCAAUGAUGUGCAAAUGCAGCCAACUGAGAGGCGCCAGUAUCAGUCAGUCAGCAUUCCUUCCAUGUUUCAGGCAGACGCUCACCAGCACCGACCGUGCAAACCAAGCGUGGAGUUUUACACUCAGCAAGCAAAUGAGAGAUUUCUGUUCAGCUUUAGGAAGAAAAUGAAGAAAUACUUAUAGAAUACUUCCAUUGUUGGAUUUUUUAAGCUGCAUUUGCACAUUAUCAGUUUUGUCCUUUACUCUUUUGGUUUAUAAUCCCGAGUAUUUUACGUUUCAUUUAAAUGAUCUACAUACUGUGACGAGCAGAAUAGCUUCUUAACUUUACAUACAAACAUGCUUCCAUUAUUCCCUCCUCCUCUAUGAGACAGCCUUCAACUCAUGUUUAUUUACUGUAAUGCAACAGUUAUUGUUCACCUGACAUUUUUCUCAAAUGAAUGUAUUCAUAAUUCGUUGUGGCAUAAGGUUCUUGUGUUUUUAUUUUUUAAAUCUUCAUGCGGCUGUGAAUGUUGGCAAAACAUCAAGACUUUGUUCAGAAAGGUGCACUUCAUUCAAUGUUUUAUUCAGGAGUGCUCUAAAGAAGACAAAAGAUAUAUAGAUAUAUAUAUAUAUAUAAUUGAAAAAAAAAAAUAAAUACAAACCAAUGCAUGUUUGUCCAUCUAAUGCCGUGUUUUUUAGACCUAUGUUACAGCUGAAAGCAGGCAUGCGUAAAAGUGCUGAAGAAACACUUCAUUCACAGUAAAACAAGGAUGUGAUAGAAAAUUAACGUCAAUUUAGAGAAAACUUUUUGCCUCCUGAAAGAGCAAACAUACAAAAGGGUCAGAAACCGCCACAUGCCAGCAGACACCUAAAGCCAGCACCACAGCGGAACAGACAGUGCUNNNAAAAAAAAAAAAAAAAAAACGUGAAGCAACUGACCACAGGUUUUCUGUUAUGUAGAAAAGAACUCUUCAAGAACAAAAACAAGCUGUAUUAUCAUGUUAAUUUAAAAAUAUAUAUAUAAAAAAAAGUACAGCAUCUGGUGUUGUUGUUGCACACACAGCCAGCGUACAUUCAGUCAUUCGGGAAUCUAACCAAUGAAAAAUGCAACAGAAUUCCCUUUAGGAGAAACAAAAAGGCAAACAGCAAAAUCCAAAGAAAUAUGGUGGUCUGGACUGUGUCUUUGCCGCCCUCUGGUGGUCAUUCAGUGGACCUACAACAGUCCACACUUCAAAUGCAAACCGGUUUUUAAAGGUUUCAGAGAAAUACAUUUUCACAUUUUUUAUCAGCAGAGUGACUGAACCACAGACAAACAAUAAUCAAACUGUUCAAAGCAACAAGCUCUCACUUUGAAGGACCACACAUCUGCACCUCUUUCUAAAGCCGUUUAUUUCUGUUCUCAAAUAAUAAAAGAAUUGUUGCAAAGA